AUCCGAGAACACACGCUCGCUCCCCUCCCCUCCUCUCCAGUCUCCACGCCCGUUUUCCCCCAUGGCGCUGCCGUCCUCCGCCUCCGCCGGCGAGCGGUGGCCGCCGCUGGAGUCCAGCCCCGACGUAUUCAAUCAGUUCAUGUGGUCGCUGGGCGUCCCGGGGGACGAGGCGGAGUUCCACGACGUGUACGGGCUCGACGCCGACGCGCUAGAGAUGGUGCCACAGCCUGUGGUCGCCGUCAUUCUCUGCUUCCCCGAUCCACCAUCCCAGGAUGCAAUUAAUCCUUCAGAACGAGUCUUAUAUACCGGAGACAAGGGCACUAUUGGAGGGGGGAAAGACCAUUAUGCCCUCAACAUAUUUGUUUCAUGCCUUGUGCAACAGGAAACUUGGGAUCAGGUGUACUUCAUACAACAGAUUGAGUCACUGGGAAAUGCUUGUGGAACUAUAGGUCUACUCCAUGCUGUUGGAAAUGCAUCUUCAGAAAUCAGUUUAGUGGAUAAUUCAUGUUUGGACUUGUUCUUCAAAUCAACAGCCAGGAUGGACCCAUACGAGCGUGCUGUUUAUCUUGAGAAGGACGAUGCCAUGACAAGGGCUCACUCAUUGGCUGCCAGUGCUGGUGUCACAGAGCUCUGCGAUGUUGUAGAAGAACACUAUAUUUGUUUUGUGGCUGUCAAUGGAACACUUUAUGAGCUUGAUGGAAUGAAGCAUGGACCAAUAAAGCAUGGCUCCUCAUCUUCCAAAAGUUUACUGCAGGAUGCUGUGCAUGUCAUUAAGGCCAUCAUGCUCAGCAUUCCCAAUUCGAUCAAUUUCAAUGUCAUGGCACUAUCAAGAAAAGCCAGGAACUGAUGGAAUAUGAUAAAGCUUGGCUCGAAGAGAAGGUGAUUAGAAAACUGGGGAUUUGGACUGGAGCUGCCACUAUUCUCUUUAAAGGGUGUUUGGACUUCAUGUGUCUUCUUCCAUUCUCUGUGCGCCCUCUUAAAGGUAGUAUCGUUUUAGAUGACAUUCAGUCAUUUUUUCCCCUUGGUAGUAGCAACAUUUAAUCAAAUUAUCAGUUCUCAGUGAAUGCAAAGGGAUUUCAAUAUCUGCUACUCCAUUGUUUCACAAUGUUUAUUCAUAGCCUACAGUGCGCACUGAGUAAGAAAGUAUUCGGAUU
Molecule: messenger RNA, 1154 nt
Organism: Phragmites australis (common reed)
Lineage: Eukaryota; Viridiplantae; Streptophyta; Magnoliopsida; Poales; Poaceae
Product: ubiquitin carboxyl-terminal hydrolase 3-like
Exons: 9
Coding region: 62-847 (261 amino acids)
Biological process (GO): ubiquitin-dependent protein catabolic process; protein deubiquitination
Cellular component (GO): cytoplasm
Molecular function (GO): cysteine-type deubiquitinase activity
Source: RefSeq, a predicted model, not a curated record